Messenger RNA from Macrobrachium nipponense, 470 nucleotides. RefSeq lists its product as uncharacterized. The record is from RefSeq and is a predicted model, not a curated record. Lineage: Eukaryota; Metazoa; Arthropoda; Malacostraca; Decapoda; Palaemonidae. The coding region runs from base 63 to 470 and encodes 135 amino acids. The transcript has 3 exons.
CCAUUUGCAAACCUCCCCGCCGACGCUCCGCUUGUAAGCAAGAUCCUUCGUGCCUCGCAGCCAUGGUUCCCAUGCCUCGCAACUACCAGCCGAGGAACAUCCUAACCACGGAUUGGACCAACUUGGAGAAGGCAUUUAACCACCGCAUUGAGACAGGCUGUAGCAUCCGCACUGCGUGCAACCUUUUUGGAGUGAAGGCUUCGACUCUUGGGGAUGCUUUCACUCGGUCCCUCAAGGAGAGUGAUGGGAGGACGUUCGUGCCUAAGCACCAGAACAUCAAGAAGGUUUUCACUGAUGCGCAGGAACACUUCAUCGAGGAAUACUCGAUCAGGAUCGCGCGCAUGUUCUACAUGCUGCCGACGAGAGCUUUCAGGAGGAUGGUCCUGAAGUAUGCAGAGGCUGUUGGCAGCCCAUCUAUUCCUGAUGUCUGGAGGAGGGGUAUAUGUUCCGUCAUCCAAGGCUUGCAUUGA